Mesorhabditis spiculigera is the source of this 435-nucleotide messenger RNA. NCBI's taxonomy places the organism in Eukaryota, Metazoa, Nematoda, Chromadorea, Rhabditida, Rhabditidae. The record is from the annotation of a GenBank genome assembly.
AUGAAUUACUCGCCCAUCCUUUCAUUACUGUUUGUGCAGAGGACGUUAUCGCUAGCACUCGGUGAGGUAUCCAUCAUUUUUGCCUGCGAGGAUUGCCCUAAAUGCAGUGUGAUAUUGCCGGAUUCGUUUGAGAUCCCAAUCGGUACCAAGAUCCAUUCCAUUUUCAUUCUUGGGCAAUGGGCCCCACACAAUCGCGCGAGGAGCGAUAUUCCGAUAUACUAUCUGGAGGCGAAGCAGAAGAUCACGAUGCCGCUAAAGAAUUGUCGGUUGUUGCUGUCGAAUACCAGUAGAUUUGACGGUAUGCUGGCGGGCAGUGUGGCGGCUCCAUUAAUCGUCUUUUUAUCGGUGCUCUUACUGCUGCUAAUCAUGCGAUACUGUUGUUGUAAGCCAAUGCCGAAAUUGGAUAAUAAUUAUUCGAGCUCGUAUGCGUGGGAA